Messenger RNA from Sphenostylis stenocarpa, 2211 nucleotides. NCBI's taxonomy places the organism in Eukaryota, Viridiplantae, Streptophyta, Magnoliopsida, Fabales, Fabaceae. The record is from the annotation of a GenBank genome assembly.
AUGUCUCUGUCUAAUCACUACUGUGAGUUGCUCAAACAAUGCGGCGACACAAAGAAGGUCCAUUGCAACAUAAUCAAGGCCUUCCGAAAACCUGAAACCUUUAUGCUAAACAACUUAGUCAAUGCGUACGCUAAGCUUGGGAGCAUCACUUAUGCGUGCCGGGUGUUCGAACAAAUGCCUCAACGGAAUCUCUACUCUUGGAACACACUUCUCUCCUCCUAUUCAAAACUGGGUCGUCUUCCUCAAAUGAAACGCGUGUUUGAUGCAAUGCCAACCCGAGAUAUGAUCUCAUGGAAUUCCCUUAUUUCCGGCUAUGCUGGUCGUGGUUUCCUUGUUCAAUCGGUGAAGGCUUAUAAUAUGAUGUUGAGUGAUGGGUCAUAUAAUUUGAAUCGGAUUGCGUUAUCCUCUAUGCUGAUACUUGCAUCCAAUCAGAAUUGUGUUCAUUUGGGUAGGCAGAUUCAUGGGCAUGUGGUGAAAUUUGGUUUUCAGUCGUAUGUUUUUGUUGGGAGUCCUUUGGUGGAUAUGUACUCAAAAACGGGACUUAUAUUUUGUGCAAGACAGGUUUUUUAUGAGAUGCCUGAGAAGAAUGUGGUUAUGUAUAAUACACUGAUUGCAGGGCUUAUGCGAAGCGGUAGGAUUGAGGAUACGAGGCAGUUGUUUUAUGAAAUGAGAGUAAAGGAUUCUAUUACCUGGACAGCAAUGAUUGCGGGAUUUACUCAGAAUGGCUUUGACAUAGAAGCUAUUGAUUUAUUCAGAGAGAUGAGAUUAGAAAAUCUUGAGAUGGAUCAGUACACUUUUGGAAGCGUGUUAACUGCUUGUGGUGGUCUUACGGCUUUGCUAGAAGGCAAGCAAGUUCAUGCUUAUAUAAUUAAGACAGAUUACCAGGAUAAUAUAUUUGUUGGUAGCGCUCUUGUUGACAUGUAUUGUAAGUGUAAGAGUAUAAAAUCAGCAGAAUCAGUUUUUGGGAAGAUGACUUGCAAAAAUGUUGUAUCUUGGACUGCAAUGUUGGUGGGUUAUGGACAAAAUAGUUAUAGUGAAGAAGCUGUUAAAAUAUUUUGUGAUAUGCAAAAAUAUGGGAUUGAGCCAGAUGAUUUCACCCUUGGGAGUGUAAUUAGUUCAUGUGCAAACCUUGCUAGCCUAGAGGAGGGCGCUCAGUUUCAUGGCAGAGCUCUGGUUUCUGGCUUACUUUCUUUUAUCACUGUUUCCAAUGCUCUAGUUACAUUAUAUGGUAAAUGCGGAAGCAUUGAAGACUCUCAUAGACUUUUUAGUGAAAUGAUCUUCGUUGAUAAAGUCUCAUGGACUGCACUUGUUUCUGGGUAUGCGCAGUUUGGUAAAGCAAAUGAAACAAUAAGGUUGUUUGAAAGCAUGUUAACCCAAGGUUUCAAACCCGACAAGGUUACUUUUAUAGGGGUUCUUUCAGCUUGCAGUAGAGCAGGACUCGUAGAGAAAGGAAAUCAGAUAUUUGAGUCAAUGAUUAAGGAACAUAUGAUUGUACCCAUUCAGGAUCAUUACACGUGCAUGAUUGACCUCUUUGGUCGAGCAGGGAUGUUAGAAGAGGCUAGGAAUUUUAUAAAUAAGAUGCCUUUCAGACCUGACGCAAUUGGUUGGGCAUCCUUACUAAGUUCAUGUAGAUUCUAUAGAAACAUGGAAAUUGGCAAGUGGGCAGCUGAAUCUCUUCUAAAGUUAGAACCACAUAACACCGCUAGUUACAUCUUACUUUCAAGCAUCUAUGCUGCUAAAGGAAAAUGGGAAGAAGUUGCCAUAUUAAGAAAAGGGAUGAGGGACAAGGGUCUGAGAAAAGAACCAGGAUGUAGCUGGAUCAAAUAUAAGAACCAAGUGCACAUUUUUUCUGCUGAUGAUCGGUCAAACCCAUUUUCAGAUCAGAUAUAUUCUGAGCUUGAAAAAUUGAACUAUAAAAUGGUACGAGAAGGAUAUGUCCCUGAUGUGGGUUCUGUUUUGCAUGAUGUUGAGGAUUCAGAGAAAAUAAAGAUGCUUAAUCACCAUAGUGAAAAGCUUGCAAUUGCUUUUGGGUUGAUAUUUAUUCCUCCUGGUUUGCCAAUACGAGUAGUUAAAAAUUUAAGGGUUUGUGGAGAUUGCCACAAUGCAACUAAGUAUAUAUCUAAGAUCACUCAGAGGGAGAUUCUUGUUAGAGAUGCUGCCCGAUUCCACUUGUUUAAAGAUGGAACGUGUUCAUGUGGAGACUUUUGGUGA